This is a messenger RNA of Colletotrichum acutatum, 555 nucleotides long. RefSeq lists its product as uncharacterized. Bases 141 to 446 code for a protein of 101 amino acids. The transcript has a single exon. The record is from RefSeq and is a predicted model, not a curated record. NCBI's taxonomy places the organism in Eukaryota, Fungi, Ascomycota, Sordariomycetes, Glomerellales, Glomerellaceae.
UGUCUGAGCAUUCGAUGGGAAGUUGGCUAAUCAGGUAACGAUUCCUCGGCACAGAAUGUCCCGUCUGAUAGCCAUCUACGGAGAAAAGGUCGACAUGUUCCCAACAAGAAUUGCUCAACCUAUGCAAGAGUCACCAGUACAUGGACCAAUGUCAGGCACGACCAACGAACAUGUCCAAUCUCCUCUUCGUACUACUGUACACCCAAACUCUCCUUCAAGUCUCUUCUACCGCGCGACCGCGCGUCUUUCACCAACGUUUCGCAACCACACAACGUCCUGAGCGAUACCUAGACUCGUCCGAAGAGACACUCGACCCGACCCGCCGGAUCUGCACCUCGCCCAUCCCGGUUUGUCAACCCAGCAAAGUAAAGGUUUCGUCCAAGCUAUGGCCCGAGUUCCUCAUUGACUGGCAUUUCCCCCUCAUCUCGGAACCCACAUGCCGAUGAACCUACGUGCUUCUUUGUACGACCCUUCGUGCAUGAGAACAACUUUCGAACUUGUGAGACUCGCCAUUCGGCAUCAGCUUGCAAUGGUCCACGUUCUUGGCAGCUCAAG